Molecule: messenger RNA, 1150 nt
Organism: Hydra vulgaris (swiftwater hydra)
Lineage: Eukaryota; Metazoa; Cnidaria; Hydrozoa; Anthoathecata; Hydridae
Product: GATA zinc finger domain-containing protein 1
Biological process (GO): chromatin organization; regulation of DNA-templated transcription
Molecular function (GO): zinc ion binding; sequence-specific DNA binding
Source: RefSeq, a predicted model, not a curated record
UUUUCUUUAUUUAAGAAUAAUAAAAUGUUUUUAAAUUAACUAAAAUAAUGGAUUCUGAUAGCACUUCCAGUAUUCCUGAAAAUGAAUAUGAAGAUGAGUCUAAACUCCUAAGUGAUGAAAAUUAUAAAUUUCAACUUCUUGAUGUUGCAGAGCAUUGUCAAAAUAAACAGGAAAUGUGUGAAAAAUCUUUAAGUCAAAGUUAUAUGAUAUCAGAUCACAAAACUUCAAAGUUGCAAUGUGCUGAUUGUGGUGUGAAUCAUUGUACAAUGUGGCGGCGCUUGAAUGAGGAUAAUUUAGUAUGUAAUUUUUGUCAUCUUAAAAGAAUGAAAUGUUCAAAUUCUGUUCAUGGAAAAAAUUCUAUAAAUAAAGGCAAAGAACUUCCAGCUGUUAGAAUAUCAAGUCGUAAAAACAAAGCCAAAAAAAAGUUUGGCAAUGGAUUUGUUUCUCUUUUAAAAAACGGAACUUCAAAAAAUCGUCGCAGUUUAUUUAAGCAAAAACCAUCUAAAAGUGUUGAUUUUUGUGGCUCAAUUAUCACUUCAAAUGCUAUUUAUCAUGAUGGAUUGCUAUAUCAUGUUGGAGAUAUUGUUUCAACUUAUGAUCUAGAAGGUGGAAUUUUUUUUGCUCAACUUCGAGGUUUUCUUCAAGAUAGUUACUGUGAAAAAUAUUGUGUAAUCACUUGGUUGAUUCCUAAAGUUUCACAACCCAAGGUUUUUGAUCCAAUGUUGUUUCUACCAGGGCUAGAUGAAGAUGUACCUCGACCAAUGGAUUGCUUUAAUUUUGUAUGUCAUGCUCCUUCCGAUUUAUAUAAAUGUAGAAUUUUACAUCCUCCAUAUCUUAAAAGUCAAGCUAAUUUAAGUAAUCUAUUUGAAGCUGCUGUAUUUAUUGGUGAUUUAUCUAAUGGUUUACACAAAGAACCUGAAAAAAAAAUUGAAACAUUACUGGAUAAUCUUACAAAUGAAGAUACAUAAAUAAAAAAUAUGCUAAAAAAGGUUUUUAGUUAUAAUAAUUUAUUUUUUAUCUAAAAUAAUGAAAAAUGAUGGUAAAAUAUAAAAACUUUUUGUCAAGUUCAAGGUGCAAGUGUUCAGCAAUGCCUUCAAUUCUUUAGUGUGUUUCGUUGCGUUCAAUUGUCUAUUAGUGAUCAGUAAUGUGA